Molecule: messenger RNA, 465 nt
Organism: Trypanosoma grayi
Lineage: Eukaryota; Euglenozoa; Kinetoplastea; Trypanosomatida; Trypanosomatidae
Exons: 1
Biological process (GO): proteolysis; cell adhesion
Cellular component (GO): membrane
Molecular function (GO): metalloendopeptidase activity
Source: RefSeq, a predicted model, not a curated record
UGUCUCUCUGCUAUUCCUCCCCGCAAGAUCGAGAUGCUUAACAACAACAACAACGUUCAACGAGUGUGGCGCCUGCUGGGCGUGACGCUGCUGCUCCUUGUGCACUGCGCCGGCAGCACACUCGCAGUGACGGAGCACCACCGCUGCAUCUACGAUUACGUAUCUCAUAAUCGGGGUGAUGUGGUGACAGUGACGCCUAUAUACAGCACUCUGAAUCAAGCUGUGCUGUCUUCGUCAUCUGAUCUGACUCCGAAAAUGUUUGUACCUCCCGAUGCUAAAACAAACAAUAAAUUCGAGUUACCAUCCUCGAAUUGGAGGCCUCUCCGCGUCAAGGUGUUCAUGGUGGGCACGAAGGGCCCUCGGACCUGUGCGACUGCCUCGGGCGAGAUCACCACCACUUUUGGUAGCAAGGUGAGCUGCACGAAGGAUGACGUCCUGACGGCGGAGAAGCGUGACAUUCUGGAG